Molecule: messenger RNA, 5150 nt
Organism: Heterocephalus glaber (naked mole-rat)
Lineage: Eukaryota; Metazoa; Chordata; Mammalia; Rodentia; Bathyergidae
Gene: Mief1
Product: mitochondrial elongation factor 1
Biological process (GO): mitochondrion organization; positive regulation of mitochondrial fission
Cellular component (GO): mitochondrial outer membrane
Source: RefSeq, a predicted model, not a curated record
CCUGAGGCCCGGGAGAAACAGCUGGAGAAGGGCCUGGUCUUCCUCCACAGCAAACUGGGGGGGCUUGUUUAGGAUCCUCUCCUUUACAUUUGCACCCUGACUGCAAGGAAAGAGAACAAAGUUGCCUUCUGUGGACACUCCUGCUCUCUCCCACCCCCACCUCCCCGAUGCAUUAAGAAGCCUCAGGUGAGCGAUGGCAGGCGCUGGUGAGCGCAAAGGCAAGAAAGAUGACAAUGGCAUUGGCACGGCCAUUGAUUUCGUGCUCUCCAAUGCCCGGCUGGUGCUUGGGGUGGGUGGAGCAGCCAUGUUGGGCAUCGCCACGCUGGCAGUUAAGCGGAUGUACGAUCGGGCAAUCAGUGCCCCUACGAGCCCCACUCGCCUGAGCCAUUCAGGGAAAAGGAGCUGGGAAGAACCAAACUGGAUGGGCUCCCCACGAUUGCUGAGCAGGGACAUGAAGACAGGCCUGAGCCGGUCCCUGCAGACCCUUCCCACAGACUCUUCGGCCUUUGACACAGAUACAUUCUGCCCACCCCGGCCCAAGCCAUUGGCCAGGAAGGGCCAGGUAGACUUGAAGAAGUCACGACUCCGCAUGUCCCUGCAGGAGAAACUUCUUACUUACUACCGGAACCGGGCAGCCAUCCCUGCUGGAGAGCAGGCUCGGGCCAAGCAAGCUGCCGUGGACAUAUGUGCUGAGCUCCGGAGCUUCCUACGGGCCAAGCUGCCUGACAUGCCACUUCGGGAGAUGUACUUGAGUGGCAGCCUCUAUGAUGACCUACAGGUCGUGACAGCUGACCAUAUCCAACUCAUCGUGCCCCUUGUGCUGGAGCAGAACCUGUGGUCUUGCAUACCUGGUGAGGAUACUAUCAUGAAUGUCCCUGGCUUCUUCCUGGUUCGUCGUGAGAACCCAGAGUACUUUCCUCGUGGCAGCAGUUACUGGGACCGCUGUGUAGUAGGAGGCUACCUCUCCCCAAAGACAGUGGCAGACACAUUUGAGAAGGUUGUGGCUGGCUCUAUCAAUUGGCCAGCCAUAGGGUCCCUCUUGGACUAUGUGAUCCGACCAGCACCUCCCCCAGAGGCCCUGACGCUAGAAGUGCAGUAUGAGCGGGACAAACAUCUUGUCAUUGACUUCCUGCCAUCGGUGACCCUUGGUGACACUGUCUUGGUGGCCAGACCACACAGGCUAGCCCAGUAUGACAACCUGUGGCGGCUGAGCCUGCGUCCAGCUGAGACGGCACGCUUGUGGGCUUUGGACCAGGCAGACUCAGGCUGCCGAUCUCUGUGCCUCAAGAUUCUCAAGGCCAUAUGCAAGUCCACCCCGGCUCUGGGCCACCUCACUGCCAGCCAGCUAACCAAUGUCAUCCUCCACUUGGCCCAGGAGGAGGCUGACUGGUCUCCAGAUGUGCUGGCCGAUCGUUUCCUGCAGGCCCUGAGGGGACUUAUCCGCUACUUAGAGGCUGGAGUCCUGCCCAGUGCCCUGAACCCCAAGGUGAACUUAUUUGCAGAGCUCACCCCUGAGGAAAUCGACGAAUUGGGAUACACUCUCUACUGCUCCUUGUCUGAGCCAGAGAUGCUGCUGCAGACCUAAGAAGAGGUGAAGGCCAAAGCAACUGUCCGGUGGUCAGGCCCCGGAUUCUCCGUUAGAAACACGUGGCUACGUAGUUGGUGCCUCACAGGGUCCCUAGGUGCCUCCUGGUUUUACUGGUCAUUGUCCCGGUCCCUUCAUGCUGAUUAGAAUGACAUCUCUUUGGUCCCCUGUUUUCUUAGCCAGCCCUAUCUAUUUUUGUUACCAAACACUGUGCUCCCUACUCCCUUCUUAGUCCAAGCUGAUUUUUCUAGAAUGAAUUGAGAAGGUAAAGUGCUGGCCUGAGCUGUUGAGACCACUUGUUUUGCAUUUUGUCCCACAUUUCCUGCUUUGUGUGCCCUGCACUGCCCUUUUGCAAAACCCUUCCGAUUCAGUGCCUGUCUCUUCCUCUCUUCUGUUUCAUGCCUUCUGUUUGGGUUUUGUCCCUGGAGCAUAACUACCUAAUGAAGAUGUUGCCUUUCAGUUAAAUAUCACAGAAGCGCUGUGAUUACAGCUUUGCAAGCCCAACUGUGCAGAGUGAGCACUGAGACAGUAUUUAGGGUUUCCAGGGGCGAGGCUGGUGGAAGAGCUGGUCUUUGACCCUGGUUCCUGGAAAACAAGCUCCCCCCACCCCCACCUCUCAACCAACUUCAUAAACACCAAGAAUAUUUCUCUGGGGACACUGUUACCAACUUACACAGGAUGACAGGAUGCAGUGUUAUUUGGAGCUUUUAUUUAUUAGUGGUCAUCAAUGAGUGCACAGAGGGACCAGGAGUUGGUUCCUAGGGCCCGGUGGAAGGCCUGCAUGCUGUUUGCAUCUCAUCUGUGGCUGCCAGGUAAAGAAGGGACAAUGGCUACAAGGCAGCGCCUCAUGUGUAUGCUGGUUUCAUCCUUUUCCAUCUUUAUUUCCAAUAGGACAAGGCCUUGAAGGAAUGCAGGUUUAGCAGUAGAGGCUGAAGGAGGUGAACAGCAGGCUGUCAGCUGGAAAAUCCACUCGCCAGUUAGGGCUCAGUGAAUAAGUUUUAUCCUCUGAAAGAACUUGCCUUUCUAGGAUGUUGCCUUAGAGCAAGAACAGGCCCAGCAGCCAGCUGCUCUUCCCCGUGUCUGCCACAGCAUUAGGAGAAGGGUGUUUGCUGAGCUCUCCUGGUAUCCACAGAGGCCACAGGGCAGGUGAACGUGCACAGCCCUCUUCCCCUGUCCAGUCUGUCACCCUGCACCUGGGGAGAUUGGUGCUACCCAGGAAGAGAGAGCACAGAGAUAAUCCCAGGAGAAGGAGGUGUGUAUUGCCCACAUUCCUUCUUGGUUCCUGCUGCUAAAACCUGCACUAUGGCAAUGUAAAUGUAUCCUGAGGGUGGAGAGGAGUGUUUUAAUACACCAUGUCUGUGUCUUCUUGUUUUGUGUUUUUUCUGUUUGUGGCAAAAAGGCUGACAUUGCUGAUAUGCCCAUCCAGUAUUUUGUUCUCAUCGAGCCUUAUUUUAUCUAUUCUUACUACCUCUCCAUCAGUGAGAUUCUGUGUUCUCUGCAGCUGUCUCAUUCCUUUCCAAUGACAGUGACACAAAAUGACUUAAAAUAGCACUGGUGCCCAGCAACCCCCAGUUGAGGGCAGAGAUAGAUGCCUGCCCCUUUUUUUUUUUCAUAGAUUAGAAAGUUGAGAAUAGCCUUUACUAUGUUUAGAGUCUUUCUGCCUUUCUGGUAAUCUGCAAGGUUCAUUGUUUUAUUUGGGUAAGGUAUCGAGGAACAACUGAAAAGAUGAAGCAAAGAACCUUGAGAAGUGCUCCACCCCAGCUGUUCCUUAGAAUUAAAUGUGAUUGGGCCGGGGAUUUAGCUGAGUGGUGCCUGCGCCUGCCUUGCAAGCGCGUGGUCUUGAGUUCGAUCCCUGGUACGCCCCCCCCCCCCAGAUAAAUGGGAGUUGAAAACAUCUGUGAGACUCAGGGCUCCUGGCUCCUGUAUGGAGGGGAUGGGGUGAAGCCUGAUGAUGAGGGCUCUAGUGCCCCCUCUGGUGUCCUGAGGUGUUGUCACAGCUGAGAAGCAGAUUGUUGAGAUAAAGGAUUUGGAUUCCCUGCCAGGAGUAUUAUAAAACUCAAAAAUUUACCAACUUGUCAUUUCUGACCAAAUUCUAUAUAAAACUUUGGAUAGAGCUUAAAAAAGAAAAGCUUUAAAGAAUCCCAAGAUUUUACCCAGCACUCGGGAGGCUAAGGCAGGAGGAUUGUCCCAAGUUCGAGGCCAGCCUUGAUACAUAGUUCAAGGCCAGCUUGAAUGACAUAGUGAGACCCUGUCUUAAAAAAAAAAAAAAGAUUUUAAAGAGUCCCAAGUUACCAGAGUCAAGCACAACUGCAUUUAGGAAGGGAAAUAAGUUUAUUUUGUGUCUUUAGGGGCAGCUCUGACUUUUAACUAUGCUUCACAAAACCCAAACCGUAACUUUGUCGUCCUACAAGCAAGAGCCUGUCUCGUACGUCCUCAGAACUAGCAGCAGUGGGAACUCAGCCUGGGUACUGGUGGGUUUACAAUUUUCCUCAUAAAAUGUGGAGGGUAGCUGGUUCUCUGAGAGGCUGGGAUGGAGAGGGCAACAUCUGUCACACAUACUUCCCUUUAAAAAACGGGAAAGAUGCAGUGGCUGCCCCACCACUUUCUGUUCAGUAGCUCCGCUUUUGCCUGAAGGAAUAGCAAGUGCUCCCACUUCUCUGUCUGGAGAUCUUUUUGGUACCUUCUCAAUUAGCAAACCACACAGCCUAAAAAUACACUCAUCAUUAUCCCAAGUUUAUUUUGGUUCUUCCCUGUUGCUCAUUCCUAGAAAACGAGUUCAGGAUAGCAGGAUUUUGGUUGUGACUUUUUGAAAAGGAAGGAAACCUUGAAGGUCAUGUUUGGAAGAGCUCUGCUGAGGAAACUUACUGUCUUGGGUCUUAGUCCCUGGCCAUCCACCUGUUCACAUUUCCAUUGAGCUAUUUUGCCCCCUUGUAAUUCACUUGGCUGCUUAGGUGGUUCAGAUGAGGGUUCAGCUUCAGAGCCCUGGAGAGCCCCCGAGAGGGGUUCUGUAUGUAGGGGUCCCUGUGUAUGUCCAGAGCCUCUGCCAUGGUACACCUUCCUUGGACUAACUUGGGUUGGAGGAUUUGCUAGAACUCUGCCCUUUCACUUGAAAGUCAAAGCCAAGGAGAAUGGUCAGAGAGCCUUAGGCCUGGAGCUGACCAUUCCUGUGACAGGCCGGGAGGUUGUGCCCCUUUAGACACUGCUUAACUGUAAGUGGCCAUAAUGCAGAGAUGUGGGCUCUGUGGACAGCUGCAUCCUGGGUGCUGUUUACUUUAUCAUUUUGAUCACCUCGCGGUUUGAACUGUUGGUCUCUGAGGCCAAGUCUGCAACUUGCCUUUCACUCACUUGUCUGCCUUUCAGUGGUGGUCGAUCGGCUAGCUGGCAGAUAGGAGUCAGUCACCAGUCUCCGUGUCUUGUCUUGGCUAGGACCUGUGGGAGCAGCUUAGUCCUGAGACCCAGAGAACUGCUAUCCUUUUUCUCCUUGAGGGAGGAAAUGAAACAGGAACACAAUGUUCUUCCACAGCAUAGGAAGAAGAAAAUAAAAUCUCCUUUCCAACAAAUCUGA